Messenger RNA from Rhinocladiella mackenziei CBS 650.93, 1284 nucleotides. RefSeq lists its product as uncharacterized. Bases 1 to 1284 code for a protein of 427 amino acids. NCBI's taxonomy places the organism in Eukaryota, Fungi, Ascomycota, Eurotiomycetes, Chaetothyriales, Herpotrichiellaceae. Gene Ontology annotation, cellular component: SAGA complex. The transcript has 2 exons. Gene Ontology annotation, molecular function: transcription coactivator activity. Gene Ontology annotation, biological process: regulation of transcription by RNA polymerase II. The record is from RefSeq and is a predicted model, not a curated record.
AUGGCAACCUUCGACGAAACCUUUAAUCCAGCAGCGCUCGCACGAUCUGAUACUCUCACUUCUACGACGAAAGCCCCUCCGGCGUCUGCGACCAAACAGGCCAAAGCGACGCAAAGUUAUCCUCGGAUCGACCUUGAACCUCUGUACACUGAAUUAAAAUCUUUGAUCGGGCAUAACUGGGAAACUUAUUACGAUGGAUUGACACGGUUUAUUCGGGGAGAACUGAGUGCAAGAGAGUUCGGUGACCUUUGCGAUGUCUUUAUCUACGCCUCUCCGCAAACAGAACAUGCACACAACUCCCUGAUCCUCGCGAUUCUAUGCAAUACAGGCAAAGAUGCUCCCGAGCCCGGCCUCGCCGCAUGGGUGAGUGCGACAACAGACAAAUCAGCGUUGGCGGCAUCUUCGAAGCCGGCCGUCACGAGCGAUGCAGGAGAACAACGUCUCAAGGCCGAGGUUAUGGCGCUCCCUCCUCGAGACAGACGACGACUUAAGAAUGUUGCAAAUGACAAGGCGGAUGAGGAGGCAGCAACACGGAAAAAUAUCUAUGAAGAGUACUACCAGGCUGGUCGAAUCAAAGCGCCAGAAACCGCGAGUGGAAGUGCAGGGGGAUUGACAAAGACAAACUGGGACUUGGAAAUCAGAAAGAGAUAUCUACAGCCAUUGUUCUCCGAAACCCUCGAGUUUCCCGAGCCACCGGCCAUUCAUGCUCGGAUAGUUCCCAUAUGCUACGAAGAAUCCAUAGCCUCGGGCUGCUCGAUGCAGUGCGCCGAGCUGGUAGGAACAUCUGCCGAGAUUUUCCUAAAGGGAGUUCUUAGUGAAGUCUUCAAUCGGACCCGAUCGAACGGACCGCGUUACGAGCACAACGCAGGAGGUGGGGUUUUAACAUCGUCAUACAAGAAGAGAAUCGCUCGGGAGGAAGCCGAGAUCAAGAUCGGCAAACUUCAGAGAACUCGGGACGACGACCUGUUACCCUGUGAAGCUCAGGAAGCGUAUGCGCGACGACCUAUCGGGAUGACCGACCUCCAACUUACAACCCAAGUUGGACCGUCGCCCUGGAAUGGAAUGCCAUUUAUUGGAAUGACAGUGAGCACGGCCUCGGCCGGAUUUGACUAUGAGGAAUGGCAGUCUAGACAAGAACAAGUUACCAGCAACGGACAUGUCGACCCGAAAGAGGAUCACAUGGACGUUGACAACACUGACAACUGCGGCUGGGAGGGUGCCAGACCCCAAGAUAAAGCAGGUCUUCAGGCUGUUCUGGCGGAUUGUCUGGCCAUCCGUGUGUAG